GCCCAUCAAUAUUUAUAUCAAUUUUGGUAGAAUAAUUGUCAGAAAUUAGAAGUGAUAAAAAACGAAAUAGCGAUAAUUAUAUUUUCAUAUUUUAUAGAUUGUGUCGCCACGAAAUUAUUUUAGACAGUUCGUCGCUAGCUCGAGUAAGUGAAAGUUGUUGUUAACGCAUUAAAAUAAAUUUCUUUCCUGCCUCAGUAGCAUACGGAAGAACACACGCGAUGGACAUCGUGGAGUCUUUGAUUAUCUUGCUCAGAUGUAUGCAAUUCAGUGCACUCUCGCAAUGGCGGAUCGAGCGUAAAACGGGCAAACGUUAUCUCUCACGUCUGCUCGAAAGUUAUGCCAUAUGUACAUUAAUCGUUUCGCUCGCUAUUUUACUUUUUGGCAUUUUUAAUGACAAAGAUUUCUUUCGUAAAUCGGAGAAUGAUGUCGGUCAAACGGUGGACUAUAUACAAUUAAUUGGUAUACGUGUAGCACAUAUUGUUACAAUUGUGGAGGCAUUUCUACGGCGACAUGGUCAGAAUUCUUUCAUACGGCAAGUACGAGAAAUGGAUCGUAUUUUCGAGUGUUCACUUAAUGUGGACGUGGAUAACCGUUCCUUCCGCAAAAAGAUUUUUCGUCGCGGCAUCGUUAUGAUCCUCAUAUAUGCUGGUACUGGAGCGCUAAAAUUGCUUACACAUUUUUUCACCAAUGAUAAGAACUUCUCCAUAUAUUGGGUAUUCUAUCUGCUGCCAUUAUGUAUUUGUGGCGUGCGUUAUUUUCAAAUAUUCUCCGCCAUUAUGAUUGUGAGUCAUCGGUUAGAUAAACUAGUAACGGCCAUGAAUGAACUAAAUCUGCUGCAUAGCAAGCCGAAAGCGGACAGCACUGACAGCUCCAUUAUAAACGUAAAGUCUAUAUCACAAGCACUGUCAGUCUAUGAAACAAGCGAGUAUCUAAAACAUAAGUAUGAUAUGGAAAAUCCAGAUAUGAAACGUUUACUCAUUAUACGAGAUCUCUACAAUCGUUUGUGGGAGUUGACUGCCACGAUCAAUAGCGAUUUCGGCAUUUCAAUUUUGACAAAUGUGGGCAAUGACUUUAUAUCCAUCACCUCGAAUUGUUAUUGGAUUUUUCUGAAUUUCAAAAGUUAUGCAGCAACUUUAGAAAAUUUCUUGCAAAUCGCUAGCAGUUUUAUCUGGUCAAUGCCGCAUCUCUUCAAUGUACUAAUGUUGGCCCUCCUCUGUGAACGUACGGUUCAACGGACUACCGCAAUUGCUUUGGGCCUUCAUCGUAUCGAGACUAAUAUUUCGAACGACAACCAUAACACCGUGAUCGAGCAAUUCUCCUUACAACUACUGCAUCAAAAGCUAGCCUUCUCAGCCGCUGGAUUCUUUGAUAUCAAUUGUUCAUUACUCUACACCAUCGCUGGUGCUACAACAACAUAUCUCAUAAUACUUAUACAGUUUCAUAUGAGCGAAGAUAAGUUAACAGGAAACUGA
Molecule: messenger RNA, 1472 nt
Organism: Zeugodacus cucurbitae (melon fly)
Lineage: Eukaryota; Metazoa; Arthropoda; Insecta; Diptera; Tephritidae
Gene: Gr2a
Product: putative gustatory receptor 2a
Exons: 5
Coding region: 219-1472 (417 amino acids)
Biological process (GO): sensory perception of taste
Cellular component (GO): neuronal cell body; axon; membrane
Source: RefSeq, a predicted model, not a curated record